GUGUUGAGUGUUAUUGCACAGCAGCUACUGACCAUCAGAGUGGCUCUAUUGAACGACCAGUCAGAGUUUAUGUUCGAGGGCUUUAUGCUCAAACUCAAACCUACAUGUGGAGUCUUCAUUACGAUGAAUCCGGGAUACGCUGGUCGAACUGAGUUGCCCGACAACUUGAAGGUUCUCUUCCGCCCGAUGAGUAUGAUGGUUCCUGACUAUACACUCAUCGCUGAGAUCAUGCUCUUCGCAGAAGGUUUCAGCACUGCCAAGCGGCUUUCUGGCAAGUUCACGAAGCUGUAUAAGCUCUCUUCAGAGCAGCUGUCGAAACAAGACCACUACGACUUCGGCAUGCGAGCAGUGAAGUCGGUGUUGGUGAUGGCAGGCAGUCUGAAGCGUUCUGACCCUGACCUCAACGAGGACGUCCUAUUGAUUCGCGCUAUGAGGGACUCUAAUGUACCAAAGUUCUUGGCAGCUGAUCUACCGCUCUUCUACGCCAUCGUCGGAGAUCUUUUCCCCGGGGUAGAGGUCCCCUACAUCGACUAUGGCGUUUUGCGCGAGGCUGUGGAUCACUCUGUUGUUACUGAAGGACUACAGGUUGUCGAUGCACAGGCCAAGAAGGUUAUUCAACUGUAUGAGACCUUUAACGUCAGAUUUGGGGUUAUGCUCGUUGGGCCCACUACUGGUGGCAAGACGGUUAUCUAUCGUACGCUGGCAAAGGCUCUGAGCAAGCUUCGGGCUGAUGGGCAUCCUGAUGAAAACUACCAGAUGGUUCGCUACGAUGUCCUCAACCCGAAGUGCAUCACUAUGGGGGAACUCUAUGGUGAGUUCAACGAGCUCACGCAGGAGUGGACUGACGGCCUUGGCAGCUCUUUGAUGCGAGCUAACGUCGCUGAUGAGACGCAAGACUGGCGGUGGACAGUUUUCGAUGGUCCAGUGGAUGCUAUAUGGAUCGAAAGCAUGAACACUGUCCUUGAUGAUAAUAUGACCUUAUGUCUGGCUAAUGGUGAACGCAUUAAGCUGAAGCCUGAGAUGAGGAUGUUGUUCGAGGUCCAGGACCUGGCUGUGGCCUCGCCAGCAACUGUCUCGAGGUGUGGUAUGGUGUAUGUGGACCCACUCGACCUCGGCUGGCGACCGUUUGCCUAUACGUGGCUCUACAAUCAACUCCCAAAGGGCCCUCCUUAUAGCACUGCAGUAAGAGAGAAGAUAUGGGAGCUCAUGGAGAGGCAUCUAGAUCCAGCUGUGGCGUUCAUACGUCGGAAUUCGUCGGAACCCCUGACUACUGUCGACACCCAGUUGGUCUACUCCUUUUGUUUCCUAUUCGAAGCUGUCCUCUCCUGGGAAGCUGCGACACUGCAUGGUGCGGCUAGCUCUGACUGCGACCCUGAGAAAAACCCAAUGGUGGAUCUGCGCAAGUUGGACCCUGAGAACGAUGAGUCGGCCAAACUGUUGGAAAAGAUCAUCCUGAGUACCUUCUGUUUCGCGAUGGCAUGGUCUAUUGGAGGGUCCUGUGAUACUAAGAGUCGACAGAUGUUCGCCCAGUACUGCGAGCAGGAGUUCGAGUCGGUCUCCUUUCCUCGGGGCGGGAGCGUCUAUGAUGGUUAUGUUGAUUUUGCGAAGGGCAAUAGGUUUUUACCCUGGGAGGACCUAGUGCCCAAGUUCACAUAUAAGGCGACUGAUAGCUACCUCCAGCUGCUGGUACCAAACGUGGACAGUGUUCGCUUCUCAUUUGUUGUUGACAAGAUGCUGACUCAAGGGAAGAGC
Messenger RNA from Perkinsus marinus ATCC 50983, 1752 nucleotides. RefSeq names its product dynein heavy chain, putative. The annotation marks the transcript as partial. Gene Ontology annotation, biological process: microtubule-based movement. Gene Ontology annotation, cellular component: dynein complex. The record is from RefSeq and is a predicted model, not a curated record. The transcript has 3 exons. Gene Ontology annotation, molecular function: ATP binding; dynein light intermediate chain binding; dynein intermediate chain binding. NCBI's taxonomy places the organism in Eukaryota, Perkinsozoa, Perkinsida, Perkinsidae.